Molecule: messenger RNA, 285 nt
Organism: Echinostoma caproni
Lineage: Eukaryota; Metazoa; Platyhelminthes; Trematoda; Plagiorchiida; Echinostomatidae
Source: the annotation of a GenBank genome assembly
AUGCAACAACCACAUUUUACAUGUCUUACAGAUGGUCUGGUCCAGAUUCGGGGCGAGGGUGGCCGUUCACGUCGUUCCGAUCGAAUUGUCUAUCUGUUUAGCAACUGGCUUCUGUUGUGCAAAAAACAACGUAACGUAUUGGGCUCUGUUGUGUCCUCGGCCUCUUCCAGUUCGGGGACGGGAUUGAAGGUGAAAAAACGUGUUCCACUGGAACAGUUUCAUCUGAUUGAUUUGGGCACUGAGCUGACCGAGAACAACGGUAAGUACAGUAGUCGGUAUAGCUGA